AUGGCGACAAGUAAUAAUUCAUUGAAUCACAAUAUGAAUGAUGUGUCUCUCUAUGCUGAAUCCAAAUUAACACGUCAUCAAGCGAUUGGUGAAAUCACUAAUGUUGUUUUGCGUUCAAAUAUCAAACCACGUGUUGUCAAUAGUAUCUUAGAAUUAUUGCAAAAGCUUCUUCCAUCGGAUAAUACAUUACCAAUAACAAUCAAUGAUCUUUUCAGUGCGAUAAUAUCAUCAGAAAAUAAUUGGCGUGUAACACAGUACUUAGUUCGACACAAACAAUUCCUUUCGGUCUCAACAACCAACGCUAGUUCAGCGUUUGUUCAACAAGAACUGCAAGCAUGUUUACGAUUGAUCUUGGAAAAAAAUCAUGAAGAUCGUGAAGUAUCAGUGUCUGAUAAUUGUACUGAUGGUUUGUUAGUUGAUGAAAAUGAAGAUAAAGAAUCGAUUGCAAAUAAAAAACUAUGUUGUUUUGAAAUGAAUGGAUAUAAUUUACUCAACGGUGAAGUCAAAGACAGAUUCUCAGUAUUCUAUACAAAUACAUUGAUUUUUGUGACAUUAAAUAAUAAAUACACAAAGCAUAUUAACCCAACAAUGAAUCUUACUGAUUGUUGUCUUUCUCUUUUUUUUGCUGCAGAUUUUCAGAAAUUUCAUACUAGUAGAAAACAUAUGGAAACUAUUAAAUCAAUUAUAUCGACGGUAACUGGCGGUGCUAGUGAAACGAACACAUCUACAGCGUCGAACGAGCAAAUUCGUCAUCUAUUAUGUAAAACUGAUGACUUACAAAACGGGCAAAUGAAAGAAUUCGAAGUGAAAACUUCCUUUGUCAAUACCAGUGUACUCCUGAUUAAACAGAAUGACAAAUUUCAUGCAUAUUCAAGCAAAUGUUGUCACUAUAAACUUCCACUAGCAAAAGGUGUGUUGAUCAACAAUCGUCUUCGUUGUUUUGCACACGGUGCAUGUUUUCGUGUCGACACCGGUGAUAUCGAAGAUCAUCCAGGUCAUGGCAAUUUACCCAAAUAUGAUGUUGAGAUCGUCGAUGGACAAGUUAUUUUGGUUGGAACUAAACAAGAUCUUGAAAAAUUGGAACGUUCGAAGAUACCUGAUAAUCUUGAAAUCGACGAUAAGCCAGUUGUUGCAAUUAUCGGAGCUGGAGCAGGUGGAUUUACAUGUGCUGAUAUGCUUCGUCAAAAUGGCUUUCGUGGUCGUAUACUAUUAUACACACGCGAAGGAACAUUACCAUACGAUCGCGUUCAAUUAUCGAAACAACCAAUGAAGAAAUCGCAGGACCUUCUUCUUCGCGAUCAAAAUCAUUUCAAAAAAGCCAAAAUUGAUUUAAUACUUGACACCGAAAUAACCAAUAUCAAUUGGGAUGCGAAAACUUUAACUUACCAUACAAUUGGCAAACAAAUGAAAUCUGAACAAUACGAUUAUCUCGUAUUGGCAACUGGUCUACGAUCACGAAAAUUACCAUCGUCAAUACGUGGAGGUGAUCUUCGAAGCAUUUUCUAUGUACGAUCAAUGGAAGAUGCGAAUAACUUAGUCAAUAAAGUCAAGUCACCGGAGACGAAAAAUAUUGUGAUUAUUGGCGAUUCGUUCAUUGCAUUGGAAUUGUGUGGAUGGCUGACAACAGGUUUAGCAGGUCCUGAUGGCAAACAAACUGACAUCGACAAGAAAAAUGUAUCGGUAGUCAUGCUUUUGAAAGCCCCAAUGAUUCGUAUUUUCGGCGAAAAAAUCGCGCGUGCACUACAAACUGUUCAUGAAAAGAAUGGAGCGAAAUUUUAUCCAGAAGCCAAUGUCACUGAAAUAACUGGUGAAAACAAUAGUGUCAAAUUUGUGCAAUUAGAAACCGGUGAAUCCAUUCCAUGUGACAUGGUCAUUGUGGCAAUCGGUAGCGAAACUUGUACUGAAUUGUACAAAGAUUCGCCAAUUGCAUUAAGUGAAGAUCAUUUUAUCAAAGUUAAUGAUCGAUUGGAAACAUCAGUUGAACACGUUCUUGCUGUUGGUGACAUUAGCAAACAUCCAUUGAAAGUAUUCAAUUUGGAUGAAGUUAACUGUCAACAUUGGCAAAUGGCAUGUUCGAGCGGUCAUCAAGCUGCGGACACAAUUUUACACCAUUAUCUUGGCCAAAACAAAGGUGGUGCACGUCCGUUAAAAACGGACUAUUAUACAGUUCCCAUCUACUGGACAACGCAAAAUAAUAAGACAACGAUUCGUUAUGCGGGUUAUACUCGUGAUCCUGAGAAUGUUGUUAUUCAUGGCGAUCUUGAUGGUGAAUUUAAAUUCGUUGCUUAUUAUAUCGUCGAUGGUUUUGUUCGAGCUGUUGCUCAAUCUAAAUACGAUCCAUUGUCAAGUGAAGUCGCCGAAGUAUUUUAUCAUCGGCGAAACAUUCGCAAAGAAGAUAUUGAAAACGAUAUGUACGGCUAUCGAAAAUACCUCGAAUUCAAAACGAAAAAACCUGAAUAA
Messenger RNA from Adineta ricciae, 2460 nucleotides. The record is from the annotation of a GenBank genome assembly. Lineage: Eukaryota; Metazoa; Rotifera; Eurotatoria; Adinetida; Adinetidae.